Diaporthe amygdali is the source of this 900-nucleotide messenger RNA. RefSeq lists its product as uncharacterized. Gene Ontology annotation, molecular function: oxidoreductase activity. The coding region runs from base 1 to 900 and encodes 299 amino acids. The record is from RefSeq and is a predicted model, not a curated record. NCBI's taxonomy places the organism in Eukaryota, Fungi, Ascomycota, Sordariomycetes, Diaporthales, Diaporthaceae. The transcript has a single exon.
AUGGCGACAAACAAAGAUCAAAUUGAGGAAACUGUUCGCAACACACGAGCCAACCUGAAAUACCUGUUAGACGGACCAAAAAUCAAUCGGCGCUUUGUCUCGGCCGGAGUCGAGGUGAACACAGGUCGCUACGGCCCUUACGCAACGACAAUCCGCGACGGCCGAGACAUCCAGGAUCACUUUUCAUUCGAUCGCCAUGGGUUCCAGCUGCUCGACGCUCCAACUAGUAUACUCGACUUUCAUGACAAGACCGAAGUCGAGGCUAAAUAUCAAAACGAAGUACGCGACCAUGUUCAGCGCGCCUUUGGUGCCGAUUUCGUUGUGCCAACGGGCUGGAUGAUCCGCACCUCAGGGGACAUACCCAAGCCAAAAGAGUCGGAGGGGCCAUAUCGCCAUUACGGCGGCAUUCAACCCCCAGCAGGUGAGGUGCACGUUGACACUGAGCCCAGCCGCCAGCUUGCUGCCGCGCAGCGUGUCUACGAGAAAGAACGGCCUGGCGGCCCUGGCUUCACGCGCUUCAUCAUCUCCAGCUUCUGGCGGACGUUCUCGCCGCCGCCACAGGUAUGCCCACUGGCCGUAUGUGACGCGCAGAGCGUCGGAGAUGAUGAGGGAGAAUCGAAUAUUCUUUGGGUAGUGGACAAGAUACCUGAGGGAGACGAGAUGUUCGCGGACAUGGACGAUGAGAAGCAGCUGGCGGCUGCGAUCUUUCGACAUAGCCCUGACCAUCGUUGGUGGUAUUUCUCAAGAAUGACUCGCGACGAGGCGCUGCUGCUCAAGUUCCACGACAGUGACCGCAGCGUCGGUUGGCGCACGCCGCACACGGCUUUCUGGGAUGACAGCUUUCCUGAUGCUAAUGUGCGAGAGAGUAUCGAGUGUAGGAGCAUUGCGUUCUUCGAGUAG